Molecule: messenger RNA, 810 nt
Organism: Aplosporella prunicola CBS 121167
Lineage: Eukaryota; Fungi; Ascomycota; Dothideomycetes; Botryosphaeriales; Aplosporellaceae
Exons: 2
Coding region: 1-810 (269 amino acids)
Molecular function (GO): oxidoreductase activity, acting on a sulfur group of donors, disulfide as acceptor
Source: RefSeq, a predicted model, not a curated record
AUGAUCCAAGACAAGCUACCCCUGCCCCACGUCCCCAGAAAGGAGGAGGACGACGACGAACAGCUUCCUCGCCGCUCCACCGCCUGGCUCUUCUUCCGCGCCGCCGCCCUCACCACCCUCGUCCUCUUCCUCCUCUUCGGCCGCCCGCUUCCCCACCAGACGCGGCCCAUCCUCUCCUUCCGACGCCACUGCAGUCAUGUCGCCUCCCCUGAUCCGCCCGCAGCUCUGGUCAAAAAGGUCCCGCUCGAGGCGCACAUCAUGUCCAAGUGCCCGGACGCGCUCGACUGCCUCUCGACCUUUGUCCUGCCCACCAUGGCCGAGGUCAGCGACCGCAUCGACUUCAAGCUGUCGUACAUCGGCAAGCCGACCGACCACGACGACGGCGUCGAGUGCAAGCACGGCCAGACCGAGUGUCUGGGCAACAUGAUCGAGCUGUGCGCCGCCGACCAGUACCCGGACCCCAAGAUAUACCUGGGCUUCACCAUGUGCCUGACGCGCCGCUACAAGGAGAUCCCCAAGGAGUACCUCGUCCACGACUGCGCCCUCGAGUACGGCAUCGACUUCAGCAAGCUGAACGGCUGCUUGAGCCGUGACGAUGGCGGCUACGUGCUUGACCUGCUGCAGGCCAGCUUCCAGCGGAGUAUGGAUCUCAACGCGACCAUCAGCUGCACGGUGCGCUUGAAUGACAAGGUGAGGUGCGUCCGCGAUGGAGGGGAGUGGAAGGACUGUGACAACGACCGCUCCAAUGCCGACGACCUCAUUCACGAUGUCAACGAUCUCUACAACGAGUGGAACGGCCUCACGGCCUAA